This is a messenger RNA of Wyeomyia smithii (pitcher-plant mosquito), 9254 nucleotides long. RefSeq names its product high affinity cGMP-specific 3',5'-cyclic phosphodiesterase 9A. Gene Ontology annotation, molecular function: 3',5'-cyclic-GMP phosphodiesterase activity. Gene Ontology annotation, biological process: cGMP catabolic process. The record is from RefSeq and is a predicted model, not a curated record. The coding region runs from base 2073 to 6251 and encodes 1392 amino acids. NCBI's taxonomy places the organism in Eukaryota, Metazoa, Arthropoda, Insecta, Diptera, Culicidae. The transcript is spliced from 12 exons.
CGUUCCGGACGGAACCACUGCGGUCAGUUGCCGUCGAACGUUUGUAGAGUAAACAUGUCGAAAAGCCACGGCUUCCGUCUCGGGGUUUCGACAGCAGGCUAGAAAACUUCCAGCUGUGCGUUUGUGAGUGUUGUCAGAACUUUGUACUUUUUCUCACCGGAAAGCUGACAGGACAGGAGAGUGAAACAAAGACAUCCCACAAGCUGAGGUACAACAAGUGGCGGUGCGCGUUUGUUUUGUUUUUUUUUUCUUUCUGCGUGCUGAUUCUCCUGCAAGCUUCGAGUUCUCAUGGGCUUCCUGUUUUACCUGUAAAAAGCCUCCUCGCUUGACUGUCGGUUGGCGGUGGGUCAUGGGUUGGCGAUUUAUCGGUAGGCUUGUGUUUCCGCCUGAGGCCAGCAGGCUUCUGCUGGCUCUGCUGUUGGUGGCCUAGUUUUGUUUCGAUCAGCAGGUAGUGAAGGCUGCCAUAAUCGGGGCUUUGCUGAAGCGCGAACGAAAGACGCUAGACAGCGAUACACAGUUGCUAUUUUUGGGGUCGACCGGCUGAGGAAAGUGGCACGAAAAGCGAAUCCGUUAAUUGAGCGUCACCGGAAGCGGUGGUGGCCUUCCGUUGGACCGGCCACAAGGAUCGUCGUCAGCUGUGGCGCUUCUAGUUCAUAUUCCCGUGAGCAUGUACUGGCGUGCAUUCGUGCGUGAUUGGAGUGCUGUCAAAGAAGGAAAGAAAAAGAAAUAAAGUGUUGUUUUUGUCGCACGGUGUGCAUCGUCCCAACAAAAAAAAAAAACCUUCAUCAAAUUAAGUGCGAGUGAAGUACACUUCUGGAAGCGAAGCGAAAAUAUAAUGAUGAUAGAUUUGAUAAUUUCAAGUAAAUGAUCAAUACUGGAUACGCUGACCGAGGGGAAGGCUGUCGUGAUAGAGCAGUUUAGUGCGGUGUCGAGUGCGCCUAUAAGUACCGGAAAUUGUAAACAUUGCACAAUGUGAUAUUUACCCGGUCGAACAGGAGUGGACCGAGUCCGCGCGUUAUUAAUUCAUACUGGACAAACAACCCAAACUGUGCUAAAAUAAAAAAUCGUGCCGAACGCGUGGUGGAUGUUCUAACAGUUAUUUUUGCUGCUGUGCCGAAGGAUCCGGCGGCCAUUGACUGUCACACUAACCAGGUGAAGUUUUCCCUGUGGUGUGCUUUCGGCGAGCUGGAUUCCAUUGUUCGCGUUGUAACGGCGUUUGUUUGUGCAUAGGGCGCGCACCACCGGAAGUCGGGGCGAAUUAUGACCACGGGAUCAAAUAACGGGGGAAAAAUGUAGUGCUCUAACGGAACAAAAAAAAAAAAAAGAAGAAAGAUAAAGUUUUAAAUGAAAACGCUUGUCGCACCGGGAUGCGGCACUGAAACGAGUUGGGCUGGAUAUUAUUAAAUAUUUUAUCUUUAUUGAGAUUCUUCCGAGCGGUUCCGGAUUCGUCGCGCGCGCGGGCCCUAGAUAGUGUGCAGUGCUAAUAGUGGUGGUGAAACAUUGGCUCUAGUUUGUAGCGCCGAGUGAGUGAACAGAGAAGGUCACCACCGGUGCCCUUGCGUCACCCUGGAGAAACAGCGGAAAAUCCGACAGAAACAGGCGAAGAUCAAGAUAACAACAGAGUGCGGGAGGUUUUCGGGAAAAAGCUUCGCUUCUAUAGAUUAUAAAAAGGCUGGCUGACCUGUUCUUCGAGAGGUGCUGCAUUGUUAGUGAGGGAAUUGCGCAGAACAGUGAGGUAUGGUGAAGUGUCGAAUUGGAUUCGUGUGCUAGAAUGCUCAAAAAAGUGGCGAUGCUGCUGUAGUUGAGUGUUUCCCGGAAAUCAAGAAACGAUAGCAGGCGAAAUAAACCUACAUUAGCUGCCAUCGAAGGAUUACACGUGGCAAGAUCCUCACACUCUGGUCAAUAAGACUUAAUUCGUGUUUACUGGUCUUCCACCUGGGUGCUGGUUGGUGCUGAAUGAGAACCAAGCGUCUCCACCGUUACCGAGGUGUUUUUUAUUCGCUUACUGCGGCGGAAAAAGUCUGUUCAGCGAUAAAGUUUGAUUGGCUCUCGGGGCAGCAGGACCUGUUCGAAUGUACCACAAAGCAUCAGGAGGAGGCCACCACCAACAGUGCGGAGUAGAUGUCAAGUUAUUGGCCGACAUUGGAUACAUUGCUGAUCGUCUCCGUAAUCUCGAGUACCGCUGGGAGCUGGCCGAGUUGAAGGACCUGCACAAACGGAUCGUGCUAAGCAUCGAUGAUCCUCCAGUGAAUGUGGUACAUGCAAUCCGCAACGGGCAGCUACGAUCGGUGCAAUCGGAACUUCACGGGCACUCCCAGCUGCAGCAGGAAGUUGAGCACGCGGCGGAAGCGGCACAGAAACUGGAAGCUGCCAAAAGGCUUCGGCGGCUCGAAGCUCAACAGCAGCCAGCGGCUCAUGUAUGCGACGGUGACGAUGAAACGCGCGCCAAACUAGUGCAAUUAGAGGACUUUCUCAUCUCAUUCUACCGUAGUUACGCCCAGGUACAGCGAACCAGCCAGAAGUGUAAAAAAUCACGCAAACGAACCGGCAGUGGGGGAACGAUCGAGACAAGGACGUUUCCCUGUCUGCCUCCAGCGUCAUCCCAGUCAUUAUCGUCACCGAGUCUAAACGGGGCCACUAGUCCUCCUAGCAACAAGUGUGAUAGUCAGUGUGCCACAAAAUCCACCGCCGCCGCCACCACCACCACCACCACCACCACCGAAAAACCAAAGUUACAGGAACAAUCAUUCACUACAUCGCAGGUCGAUCGUACUAUGAACCAGGAUCACGAGACCGGAGAUCCUCACGUAGAAAUUGAACAGCAGCAGCAGCAACUAGAACAAGCCAAACCACCAGCAACAACUGCAGGAACAGUGACCAUCGAGUGCCAACAACAACAGCAGCAACUACUGGAAAGCACCGACAAUCAAAGUGAUGCCAAACAGCAGGAGGAAGAAGCUCAAGCUGGAACUAGCACUAUUAGCAUCAACGUUAGCAGCGCUCCGACGACUCCGCAAAAAAGUGUACCCAACAUCGCAACGGCCGCAGACACAGAGGACUCGAUCGCCAAAGACGAAGACGAGGACGACACGACGACCGCCACCACGGGGACGACGGUUACGACGAUGACGAUCAGCAGUCAGCAAACCGUGGUUAAUGUGAGUGCGGACGGUUUGGAGCAAAAACGGCCCUCCCUGGAACUGGGUGGAUCUUCGCUGUCGUCCACCACAAGUGCACGAGGUUUCUGCGGUCCAGCCGAUAAUGCCGAUAGCACCGAUCCGGAUGAAGAAGAGGAGGAGGAUGAGGAUGAGGGUGGAGAAGGAAACGAAGAAGUUGGUGGGUGCGAUGUCGAGCGUAAGAAGUUGCGCAAACGAAUCUCGGAGCUGGCGAACAAUUUCGCCAGUGCCAAGCAGUGGAAGCAAACGUGCGACAAUAUCGAUGCCAUCAACGACUCCGAACUGCGGGCCCUGAUCCGGGAGUUGAAACGGAAGAUCGAGUUUGCCGAACGGAUGAAUUGGCUGUGUCUAUCGAGUCGACCCCGCGGUCCGCCCCACCGAAAAACCAGCCUGCCGAAGCACACGGACGUGAAGAAGCGCUUCCUGGAGAUCGCCGAUACGACCCUGUCGGACGAGGUGAAGGCCGCCCUCCGGCUGCCGGCGUUCGAUUCCUACGAGUGGGAGGACUGGGAUGUGAUCCACCUGAUGCAGACCAUGUUUGUCGAGCUGAACCUGCUGGAGAAGUUUCAGAUUCCGCGGGAAACGUUGCGUGAGUGGCUGUACGAGGUGUACAAGCACUAUAACGACGUUCCGUUUCAUAACUAUCGGCACUGCUUUUGCGUGGCACAAAUGAUGUACGCCAUCACUUGGCACACGAAUCUGGUGCAGAGGUUGGGCGAGUUGGAGGUGCUGAUUCUGCUGGUUUCCUGCAUCUGUCAUGAUUUGGAUCAUCCCGGGUACAAUAACAUCUACCAAAUUAACGCACGAACCGAGCUGGCACUAAGAUACAAUGACAUAUCUCCUCUGGAGAAUCAUCACUGUUCGAUUGCGUUUCGGCUGCUGGAGCAUCCCGAUUGUAACAUUUUCCGCAACAUGAACAAGGACUUGUACAAGGACGUCCGUGAGGGUAUUAUUCGAUGCAUUCUGGCUACGGAUAUGGCCAGACAUAACGAGAUCCUGACGCAGUUCCAAGAGGCUACUCCAAACUUUGACUAUAACAAUAAGGUUCACACUAAUCUGCUGUGUAUGGUGCUUAUCAAGGUGGCGGACAUUUCGAACGAGGCUCGACCGAUGGACGUGGCUGAGCCUUGGUUGGACAGGCUGCUGCAGGAGUUUUUCGCUCAAAGUGCUGCCGAAAAGUCGGAGGGUCUACCGGUGACUCCUUUCAUGGACCCGGAUAAGGUCAGUAAACCGGGCAGCCAGGUUCGGUUUAUUGGUUUGGUGCUGUUGCCCCUGUUCGAGGCACUGGGCGAGUUGCUACCGGAAUUGACCGAUUUGAUUAUCACUCCCGUUCGGGUGGCGCUGGACUAUUACAAGAAAUUAAACGACGCUGCCAGUCGAACGCGGCGCUCGAUUGCCGAGGCGGAGCAACUAUCGGAGAACAGCACGGGCACGACGGGAACCGGUACGGCCGGUACGGGGGGAAGCAGUGUGGGCGGUGGCACCGGAACCGGAUCCGCCAGUUCGCCGCAGUUGCCGCGCUCGCAGAGUGGAAUUAGCAUGAAAUCGAGACGUAGUAUUCCCUCGCAUAAGUCGACCUCUAGAGCAUCUAUUGACGAGACUAUCUUAAUUACAGCCGAGCUACACGACCUUCCCGAGGGCAGUGAGAGCGGUGACUCGGAGACGGCCACCGAAGUGGAUGUUGCGGAGAAAACGUCCAAGUUCAAGGUGGACACCGAAAGCAGCAACCGGAAGCAGUCGCACCCGAACUCGCGUAAGGGGAGCCGCGAGAAGCGCCCGUCGAUGAUCGGCGAGUACUACACGACAGGUACGCGCAUUCGUGGCUCCCACGGCAACAUUCAGCAUACUAAUCGAACGUAUUUUGGUUCAAAUCGCGCCAUUAGCUUAGACCAGUACAGUAACAGCCGCCGGAUGUCCGACGGCAUCCAGAUACAGACGGUCGCGUCCGAUAACAGUGUGUAUUACCACCAGCGGCAGCACCGCAGUCUGGAGCACGAUUCCACCGUCGGAAUGUAUUCGUCGUCGGACAAGAGCACCAGCCUGAACAGUACCAAUGAACAGCAACAGCAGCCAGUGCUGACGCAGCCGCAGCAGCAGCAGCAUUCGGUGGGACUGGGACCGUUCCAAUCUAGUCAUCAUGCGCACUUUCAUCAUCAUCAUCAUCACUAUCAGCAGGCGGCGGCUGCGCUGCACCAGCUGAGAACCGUUCAGGACUGUGAGAAUAUGAAUAUUAGUGUGCCAACGGCGGGCAAACUGUACGCUAAUUUGAAUAAUAAUAACAAUAACAAUAGUCAGAAUAAUAAGAAUGUUGGCAAGAAGAUGAAUUGGAGCCAGCAGCAGAAGCUGGAGAAAAUUCGGAAUGCCAGCAACAACAAUAACAACGGAGCUGAAGCAGGUAGGGAUGGAACGACGGGCGGAUCGUCCGGAAAGGGUGGCAAUGGAAGCGUUAACGGAACCAAUGCGUCGAAAUCAAUCAUAUCAAGACUGAAACAGCUAACGGGUCGGUUGAGCUUUAGUUUCGAUUCUAGGGAAUCGAAGAAACUGCAGCUGCUGGCGGCCAGCAGCGGUGAGGAAGCCAAUGAAUCUCAGUCCGACGGAUCGGGCAAAACGGUUUUCGCACAGAGAAAGAACCGGAUGCUGGAGAAAUCGAAGGCCGUGGAUGUGGGUGUAGUUGGAGGUGGAUCUAUUGCAAUCUGUGACGGUGGAAGUGGUGAGGCCGGGGUUGCGGAGUGCUGCUAUUCCGGCGGAGUGAUACUGAACCAACCAAAGUCGAUUUCGCCGAUUCUGAUGCAGCAUCGGAACAGCGAGGUCAUCAGUACGAUUAAUACGGCACGGAAUAGGGCUUACAGUUUGGAUGUGCCGAUUUCUAGGAACUGCUGUCGCAGUUUGAGUGGCAGCACUGCUGGCGGGGGCGGUUCGAGCUGUGGUGGAAGCCACAAGAGUUUAACUUUCUCGCUAAACAAAUCGCUCAACGAGGAAGCGAACGAUACGACUAUCAGUUCCGGAGGCGGAGUUCGUCCCCCGCCGCUCGAUGACACCACUAAAAGUGCGGCCAGUAUCAGCGAAACCAUUUGACAACACCCGUACGAGCCGUCACUGCAGGGCAUCCUGCUGGCGUCGAGUUCGCUACAGACGGAUUCACCGACGCCACCGACUUCGAAUCAGUCCAAUCAGUUGCUUCCCGCGAGCAGCAGCUCGGGGGGCAGUAAUCAACAUCAUCGGCAGCGACGGCAGUCGUCUCAGGAAGAUUCGGGUUGUGUUGGAGGAGCUGGAGGUGGAGCUGGAUCAGGUUCUACCGGUCAUCAGCGGGCGCCGUAUGCUGAGUCCGAAUCGAUCUCCUCCAAGCACACCUCGGUCCUGGCCAGCUACUGGACCUGUCUGACCGAACGGAUGAGCUCCUUAAUCUGCAAGUGCUGCGAGCGGACGCUUCCACCGCCGGCUGAAUCCGUUUGAGAGUGGCCGGGUUAGCAGGUAGGGUACGCUAGUGAAGGUUAGCUAGCGUUGGGGUUUUAUUAUUGAUCUGCAGUGUAAUUUAAAGAAAACAUUGAGCUUUAUUGUUAACACACGGCGAUUUAGUGUUACAACAACACAGUGCACUCGAGUUUACUAAAAUUGACUAACAAAUCAGUUUGGUGCUGUACUACGGGCGUCCUUGGUUAGUUAUUCAGACGAACUUUGUGCCAACUCGGCUGUGGGAGGUGUUGCACAUCCCAUAAAGGAGUUGUCGCGAGAUUCGGCUGCAACCAUUCCUCAUCUGAUUUUGUUUUAUUUUCCUAACCUUUUCACCUGAAAUUUGCUUCCGUCUGAUGAGUGUUGCUCGGCUGGAAUACCGAUCCUUCAAAUAUUUAGUAAUAAUUUUUAACUAAACUCGCUAGCAGACGAGACGAGAAGACACGAUAGAUAACCUUAAACAUAAAAUCGCGAUAUUACUGACUGAUCUGUAGUGGAAGACCCGCGAAAUAGUGACAUAAACUAGAUUGAAUAUUGAAACGUUGGGACUUAAAAAACAAGUUGCCAUAUAUAAUACUCACUCCCCUCUUCCCUCUGGUAGAGAUCAAACGCACUGCAAAUUCACUAUAUAGGAACAAACAAACAAACAUCCAGCACAGUUUAAAAGGUUCGUAUGAAGCCAAACAUAUCACUUUCUAUCGACAUCAGUGACACCCACGAAUUACGGAGCCACGAACCACGGAUCGAAAUCAUCAGUAGGAAACGAAAAUCCGAAUUUACCUAGAAGCCCACAAGUGCUCUCAUGUGACGAUGUUCUAUUUUGCUGUUUUGUGCCCUGAAAAUUCGAAGCGCUUUCCCAGUGCUUCAAUCUGUUGAUUUCCCGCACAAUAGAGCUCGCGAAGCUCGUUGGAAUAUUUCCUCUCCACGAUUGUAGUUUAAUUUUGAAUUCCAACAAGCUAGAGAGGAGAGAACAGACGAGAAUACAACUUCCGGUGAAGGUUUCCUAAUGAUUUGCUUUCCACUUUAUUGUAAACAAAUCCUAACGCACCGAAUAACAAUUAUAGCUAAAUUGACUCCAAUCCACAGAAAAUUCCGAUAUUAAUCUGUCGACCUCUAUAAUCCAGUGCAAUUAGCAGUAGCUGGGGUCAGAUGGAAAUAUUUUAAAACUAUCGACUAUAGAUAUGAUUACAAUUCAUGUUGCAGGCGACAUUAUACAUAAACUGUCUAUACUUAAAUAGCAAGCAGUACUAGCGAAAUCGGGGGACAGCCACCGACAGAACCCUAGAACAUCAACGUAAGUCGGGUCGAAACAGUUUCCCUCUCUCUUUCAGUGUCAAUAUCUUAAAUAAACAAAAUAAAAACAAUUAGUUGUAAGCGACUUAGUGUUAAACCACCUACAGAACAUACAUUAUAUAGAUCAAUCCUAGAUGUUAGCGAAAUAAAUCCGCCACUCUCUGGAAGUAAACUAUAAGUAUAAGUGCAAUUCGUUAUGACAAUUCUUGAAAAGACUAAUCAACAGCUGGCGCCACACAACCGGCACUGUAAACCCGAAACGUAUUUUCCCCUAACUCCUAUCUACAAAAAAAUAAAAACUACCCACCACCGAACAAAAAAAUAUUAUCACUCUAAAAAAACUAAGUUGCGAAUCGAUGAGGACCAAACUCGCGUGCUCUACUAUUUGACACCAGUGUUGCCAGCCAGCGAAAACCAAAAAAUAAUUAAAACAACACAAACAAAUCAUGUCAGAUUAUUAGGUAUUUACCGUUCUGCUUUGUAUAUAGUACGAGAAAAAAAAAUAAAUAUAGAGAAAUUAACGAAAUGAUAUUUAGAACUUUACCGACUGCAGUCUUCUGAAGAAAAAAAAAAGAAGAAAACAAACAACUAAAAAACUAAGUGUCAUGUAGUACGUUUUACUUAUCACACCGCUCUGCUAGAAUCUGUACGAACCGAGAAGGCACUACCGUAUUUCAAAUCAAAAACAAGCUAAACUGAAUAAAACAAAAAAAAAUCGAAUCGUUUUUGGUGUUAGAAUUGUCUCCACCCUCUCACCACUCUAAACCGUGGUAAGAGAGGGUUGGUGUGGCAUGGCUUGUGGGAAACGUGCGAAAGAAGCAAGAAGGCAAAAAAAAACAACAAUGUGUCAUACUAUACAUGUGAUUUACGUGGAACUAAGAGAACACAAACUCUAAAGAAAAAUAAACAAGUUAAAAGUUUAGACUAUUCGGAUUCAAUGGAAAAAACAAAUUUGUUAUCGGAAAUUGAGACACCCAAAACAGGAGUUAAAAGUAGAAGAAAAAGAAGAGGAAUCGGAUCUGAUUUGCUGAUAAGAGGGUUCAACGUAGAAAUAUCAUUAAGCGUUAUGUUAAAGGCGAGCUGAAAAUAAGAUGGAUACUAAAGAGUAGAAAAUUUACACAAAAAAAAAAAACAAUUAGAAGUACAUCGUCGUCUUUUACGUAAUCGCGCGGUGGCUGCGGGCGACUGUUUAGAAUCAAACGAUAAUAAUUUAUUAGCGAUGGAACAGGGUUGAUGUUAUGACCAGAAGCGGACUGUUGGGUGUAGCUCUGACUAGAUGGAAGACAAAAAUUAAGGAGAAAAUAAAGUAAAAAAAUAAAGAGCUGUAAGUGAAAA